AUGGAGGGCCCGAGCCGAAACACUGGGUCCAGGCAGAGCCGCCGCUCCCGUUCCCAGCGCAACAGGGAGCGGCGGCGGAGGAGAGUCAACCUGGCAGCCGAGGAACGGGCCACGUCCCUCUCGUCGGGCUCCGACCGGGAACAUCACGGGAACAACAGCGUCCUCGGUCCGGGGGAGAAAGAGGGUCGGCCUAGUUUCGGCCGACAUAGACCCCCUCGUCGGAGGAAGAGGGAGUCAGUGUCCUGCGAGGAAGACAUCAUUGAUGGCUUUGCAAUUGCCAGCUUUGUCAGCGUGGAGGCUUUGGAGAUGGACUGCUCUAUGAAGCCCAGCCAGCACAACGACAUGCUGGGAAGAAGGAACAAGGGCAAGAGGGGUCCAGAGGAGAAUGGCAGGGGGCCGCUGUCCGAGCCGGAGGAAGGCGUUCCGCACAGCUACUCCAGCAGCUGUUGGAACAAGAGUAGGAACAAGAGUAGGAGGAUAGAGGGACAUCCAUUGGAGACUGGCUAUAUUUGUGACACUGAGAGUGAUGCUGGAGACAAGGCCUCUGACCAUGACAUGGAUCCAGUAUUCACAGUCAGCACUAGAAAAGCUAUUGAGCCUCCACCCUCCACCAUGGGCAAGAGCUGCCCGGGCAUGCCGGUGCGGAGUGGCAUCCAGCGCUUGAUGGUGACGCCCAGAGUCUCUGGCCUGGAGCGAAGUCAGGAGAAAAGCCUGGAGUCGCAUUUCCCAGAGGCCGUUUCGUCUUCUACCUCUUCCCCCUCGUUCCCGCGCCUGCCUUCCUGCUCCCCGGCCUCAGCGGCAGGGCCGGUCCCCAGGCCAGCUGCCAUCAACGGUAAUGGCGGCCGCCACCAAAACGGCAGUCCCCCGCUGUCCAAACCGAAGCCCUUCCUCAGCUUGCCAGGACGGCCGUCACACUCCCUUUACAACAGGAGCAGCACUCCAGUUAAGCCAACAUCUGUUGCAUCGUCUUCAUCUUCCAUGCGCCCCCCAACGCCCUCCUCCAGUGUCUCUAUGUCCUUCAUUCGGGGCGCAGGGUCCUCUGGGCCCCUCCGACCUCCUUCUCGGGCCAACGCGGGUGCUUUGUUCACUUCUUCACCAGGCCUGCCUCCCCCUCCACCUUUACUACAAGGCCCUUCCCACUCAUCGGCUGCAGAUCAGGAAAUGCUGCGGCAGAAUUUAAACUUCCUGAACUCGCAAGAGCGCGAAGGCAGGCGUAGCGCUCCGGGAGCCGAAGGUAGUAACGCCACCGUGGGUCGCUCCACGCCUGGCGGGGCGUCUGCGUCAAGUUCCACGCCAGGAUCGACGGGCAGGACGUCGCAGAACCAGCCCAGUGUCCAGCCGCUGGCUUACCAGUUCCAUCAGCACAACCACCAGCACCAACAUACGCACACGCACCAACAUUUCACGCCCUUCUUACACCCACCCGCUGCUGCACCGCCCCUGUUCGAUAAGUACCCAGGCAAAAUGGAAGGGCUGUACCGGCAUCCUUUCUUCCCACAAUACCCGCCACCACCCUCAGUGCCCAAUAUCCAACCUGUGAUUCCUCCCACCGGGCCAUUUAGCUCGCUGCAAGGAGCAUUCCAGCCAAAGCCUCUUGUCCCUCAGGGAACCGGUCCGGAUCUGAGCACUCGCCUCGGGGUUGUGCCUCACCACCUGCAGCCCAAAGAUCACCGGCUAACUGAUCCAUUUGGGACUUCGUUGAAAAUCAGUAAUAAACCUGGAAAGUGGUGUGCUAUGCAUGUAUAUGUGGCCUGGAUGAUCCUGAGCCAUCAGAAGAAAGUAAAGCUGAUGCAGGCUGAUCCUCAUAAGUUGGACUUCCGCAGUGACCUGCUGGCCCGUCUUCCUGGAGCAGGUGGACUCGGCCCCAUGGGGCCAAUUGGAGGGCCCUUACCUCCAAGUCACGACCUGACCAGACCUCCCAGUCUUUUCUCAGCGACAGGUGGAGUCAAUCCGUCCUCAGCGCCUUUCAUCGCCCCUUCAGCACCACACUCGUCUUUCCUCGGCCCAGCUGCACAUUUGGGUCCAUAUGGUCGAUCUCCACCCUUUACCCCUCUGGGACCCCUCGAUUCUGGUGCCUUUGGGGGACUCGGAAGCCCAACACUGGCGGGCUCCAUGUUUGGUCCUAAGGACUCACCCGCCAGCGUCGUGGGAAGCUUGUCCAAUGCUCCCAACCACCACGAUUCGUGGAACCGCCUCCACGGCACAACGUCGUCAAGCUUCCCAGCGGGGCCUAGCUGGGCCAAAGGAGGCGACAAGCGGGAUGAGCGGGAUCGUUCCAAGGAUGGAGAGCGAAGAGAUGUACCCCACAUUAAAGAUGAAAAGGACAGAGACAACAUACUGUAUGGCCGUCCUCCUGUGCGGAUGUCUCCUGUGGCGCCCUCCUUCAAGCCCCGUAGUAGCACACCUAUUUCCCACAUCAACGGCCACAGCAGCGCCCUCGGGGGUAGUGGAGGGCCUGUCGAGGACUUGACUCGCAGUCUGAACAGAGACAGAGAACGCGAGCGUGACCGAGAUGGGGACAAGAGGCCACCGCCGACAGUAUCUUCUCGGGGGCUUCCCAUCGGCUCUUCCUCUUUGGCAGACAGGGACAGACCAAGAUCUUCCUCGUCCUCUGUGCUCAAUACCCCCCCGCCAACCGGCCGCUCGGCCCAAUCACCUCUGGACCUUUAUUCCCGCCCACUCGGACCGGCGGCACAUGCCCAUCACAACGAACACUCCCAAAGAGACGGCAGCCUUCCCACAUCUUCAGCGGGUUCCGCCUCGGUCACUUCUUUAUCUCAGGCUAAGAAGUCUGAUCGGACCACCACACCAGUCUCCAAGCCCUCCUUGCUCCUGGCGCCGGUUAAAGUGAAGGAGGAGCGCAAAGAGGAGCCAGAGCACAUCCCUAUCUCACUCCCGCCACCACCCCCCAACAACACCUUCGAUCGACCUAACAGCCACCCACAUAACCACAGUUCUGGAACCCCCUCAUCCUCUCUCUCACUGACUCCUACCCCGGGGGGUGCCCUCCCUCCACCCACUCCCAAUCCACCUUCCCACCUUUCCUUGCUGGAUCGUACCCGGGCUAUCGAAGCCUACCUUGGUACUGCAGCAAGCUCCGGCUUGGUAGUGGGUCCGGGGGCGGAACGUUUCCCCCACGGGACCCCACAGGGACCCUCGCAAGGUCCACACAGCUUCACUUGGGAUCCCUGGCGGGAGCAACAUCGAAGGGAGGCUAUGGCGCUCCGGUCGGACCCGCACCUCACCCUGCGUUCUGAUCCCCACCUGGCGCGAAUCCUUCAGCACCAGCGCCUCCUGGAGGCGGAAAGGGCAGCGGCCGUUGCGGCGGCCGCGGCUGCACCUCACCACCCUUCCACGUCCACCGCCUCCAACCAGGCGGUCCGCCAGGAGCUCGCCCUCAUGGCCCACCACUUUGACCGAUCUCACCAGCUAGGACCCCCAGGAGGGGGCCUGAUGGACGAGGAGCAGCGUGCACAAAUCCUACGUGAAGACUUUGAGCGGGCGCGCUUCUUUGGCAUGCACCCCCACCUCCCACACAGCUCCCACCUUUCUAGCCCCUCUCAUGCUGCUACCGCUGCUCACCUGGAACAGUUGCACUCUGGCCUUCUGUCCCACCACCUGCCUCCGGGGGCCGCCGCCGCAGCCGCCUCCCAGCAUCACGCCUCUCUGUACUCGCGUCUGGGCCCACUUAACGCACAUCACGUGCCCAACGGCAUCUUGGCAAAAACACCCGCCGGUUUAGUGGGCGCUCUGUCAAUGGGGGCGCCGCCCCCUCUCAUUCCGUCCAUUACCAGUCAGGCGUCUACGCCGCCCCGUGGAUCCAGACUGUUGGGCCCGGGGGAGUUGACGCUCUUCGGCGCGCAUAAAGAUGGAGAUUCCAGAUAG
This is a messenger RNA of Nerophis lumbriciformis (worm pipefish), 3885 nucleotides long. Lineage: Eukaryota; Metazoa; Chordata; Actinopteri; Syngnathiformes; Syngnathidae. The record is from RefSeq and is a predicted model, not a curated record.